AUGUUCCGCACUCAACUGGUUUGUGAUGGUGCUAAGGCAUAGCAAAUUCUGUCGAAUGCCAUGUUUAACCAUUUUGUUCAAACGGAUAGCUCUCUGACUCAUACCCUACUAGCCUAAUUCUACCGUGCAAAGGGAUGCGGGACCGUAGUUCUAAACUGCGAUGCAAUGAAUGAUAAAUCCACCCCACAAAACACGCAUAUUGACAGCGGUGUGGGAUGCAGCAGAGUAGCCUAAAUGCAUAACUGAUGGUCGUUUAUGGAAGUGAUGUGCAGUUCGCGAAUGAUUCAUUCUUUUUAAACGACUCUUUUACCUGACUCGAGAGUCAUGAUUCAUUUUUCUAAGUGACUGGUUCAUUUUAGUCGUUCGUUUGCAGAGACGUACUACGACCACCACUUGUCUGUCAUAUGCGCGCAAGAAAAUAGAUCAUGAGCAUAGAGAAGAAAAAUACAUGUUUAGAAUUGACAAUUGAUCGCAUGGUGCAAGAAUGACUGCAAUUCAUGUAUUAUUGAAUAUUGUGAUGGACAAAGCUUUGUAAAACCAAAACAUACACAGCCUCUGCUCAACAAACUCGAACUCUAGAACGAAUCGUUUGGGGAGCUGCAGUUCGCGAACGACUGUGCUUAUCACCAGAGAGGAAGAGAGAGGGCCAACUCGGCUAAAAAUAUGUCUCCCUCCAGCAGGUGGCGAUUUUCCGUGGUUUCGCCCACUAAGCAAGGAGUUUUUGUAUGGAGAUCCAAUGAGUGUCGAAUUUGGUCAACAAAAUUGAAUGGCUUAUUUGCUACGUGAGGUUUAAUUGAGCGAAUAUAAGUUUCGUAAUACUUAAGUUGUUACAAGUGUACUGAUAUAAGUAGGACACGUGACAUCCAGCUUAGUGGGUAAGAGCGUUGUGCCAGUAACCGAAAGGUCGCUGGUUCUAAUCCCCGAGCCGACUAGGUGAAACAUAUGUCGAUGUGCCCUUGAGCAAGGCACUUAACCCUAAUUGCUCCUGUAAGUCGCUCUGGAUAAGAGCGUCUGCUAAAUGACAAAAAAAAAAUAUAUAUAUAUAUAUAUAAAAAACACUUUAUAUCGGCGUUGUCUCGAGAUGGCUAUGCAUUUUCAUGAUACGAGGCUAGUAGCAAAGCAUCUCUCUCCAUUGAAUACAGGUGGUUAACGUCAGCAACCAUUAUCAAAUAUUUUAAAAAGGGUUACAAUAAUGAGAUGUUUCCACCAAUUCAAAGAAAGUAUAGGCGGGAGCUAGACAGCCCGUCGUACCAUUUUGUGGACAACGACUCCAAUUGUUAGGGCGGAGAGACAGGUAUCUUGUCAGUUUAUCCAUAAUCUUUGUUAUCACCUUGCCUGGCUACCCAGACUCCUUGUUCCGAUCAAACACUAUGCCACGCCCACGGACGUUUCUUGUCCGCAAUGAGAAGUAAUACAUUUACAUGUUCGAAGUAUGUGGCGAAGGAGAGAGCAGCGGAAUAAUUGAGUCUACUAAUUUAUCACCCUCACGGCAGUCAAGCAAUGCAUUCCGCCAUGAGUCGUUAACAAUCAAGUCCUGUUCCGGCCACAAUUAGACCUAGUUUCAAAUGUAUCAAUAAAUUAUCUUAUUUUUUAUGCCUGAAACAUUAACAUUGCUUAAAGCAGACGUUUACAAGUCUCCGUCACAAAUGGCAACUCCAUUAAGCCCUCUAUGCUGAACGAGAGGCUCGUAGAAUCGUGACUUUCGAGUUUUUAUUUAAUCGUUCGCCGGUAGGGGGUCCUGCAUGCUCUGGGCAUUAUUGACUCAAAUGCACGAAAUUAGUCGAAAGAUUCUUUCUUUUGACUGAACGAGUCGAAAAGAUCCGAAUCAGUAAAAAGACCCGAACUUCCCAAGGCGCUUAAUCCUAUGGGGAUCGAAUUACAUCAAAAUUCUUAAAGAGAUAUUCACACACAAUCACACGACAGGUCCCCCACAAGUUAUUCAUUUUUUGUCCACAUAUGGCGCAUGUGCAGAACUUUUAUUUUCACAUGAGGUUAAAGCAGAGAGAAAGUGGGUCUACAAAAGACCCACGUUUGGAAAGUCUGUUGAAUAAUGCGAUCCUUUAGAUGUGUUUUCUCAAAUCUUUGAUUUAAGUAUGAAGCCUUUAUUGUUACAAUAGCUUACCUAACAAAGUUGUUCAUUGCUGUGAUCUUUGUAAAUCCAGUUCUAUUCACUCAUCUAUGUCGUUAGAUCUCAGUGACAUGAGAUGAGCUAUAGACCCAAGUUAUCAGUGCAAUUCCCAUUCUCACCACCAGAUGGCGACAACCCCUUCUUUAUUUGGUGUACACAUUUCCCAGUACUACUUACCAUAGAGAGAAUGUAUAUGUAUCUCUGUGUAUUCAGCAUUGCUUGUGGUACCUGUCCCUGCUGUAACUUUGAUCAUUUUAGCCUACUUUGUCCUAUCAAUUGUGCUGUGAGAUUGAGCCUACUCAUUUCAUCACUUCCCUCCCCCGUCAGUUUACCAUCCAGAGGAUCCCUCGUAGCAGUGAGGUGUGUCAGUCCUGGAGUUCCUCUGUGGUCAACACCCUGCUGUACUCCAUCCCUCUGGUGUUCAGGCCAGACAUGGUAUGUUGAAUCAUAAUAUAAUAUGUCAUAUAGCGUAAUCAGGUCUGACAUAGUACUCUAGGUUUUCACUCUCAGAUCAGACAUGCAAGGUUUAUUCAUAAUAGAAUAUAAUCCGGCCAGAUCUGGGACCAGGUUGUGGUACCAUUUUCCCAACUUGUCAUUUUCAGAUACCUUUGCUACCACAUCACUAUCAACAUUUGUCUGCCAGCAAUAAUCUACAAUGUUAAACAUUUCAUGGCCUUCAGUCCUCUCACUAGUCAAAAGUCCCGCCAAGUCAGUGUGUACAAUCUCUUCCUGUAUUGUAAUAUUAAUGACAUAUUCAUGAUUCAUGGGCCUUUCAGUGGUCUAAGUCUAUUUUUUGGAGUAAACCAGUUCACUCAACUCAGACUCAUUCCCAUCUCAUUUUCUCAGCAAAGACUUUGUUCUUUAUAGCUUUGUCUUAUUGUAGGCCUACUUGUAGAUAGGCCUAGAUAUCAACUCAUGAGUUCAGUUCUUUGAUAUUUCUUGUCAUUUUGCUAUUGUGAAUUAGAAAUAAUGAAGCACAAUUAUUUUCAAAGAAUUGAUAGUCUGCUUACUUCUUCAGUUUGAUGUUUAACCUGGCACGGGACAGCUUAUGAGAUGUAUCAAGUGUCUAGUACGAUAAAAGCGGCUGCAUAGCUUAUUAUUUCUACCUCUUGAGAGGGAGAGAGAGAGACUGAGGGAGGGAGAGAGAGACAGAAAGGGGAAGAGGAAGAGGGAAGAGGGAGAGAGACAGAGAGGGGAAGAGGGAGAGACAGAGAGACAGAGAGGGGAAGAGGGAGAGACAGAGAGACAGAGAGACAGAGAGGGAAGAGGGGGAAGAGAGACAGAGGGAAGAGGAGAGACAGAGAGGGGAAGAGGGAGGGACAGAGAGACAGAGAGGGAAGAGGGAGAGACAGAGGAAAGAAGGGGAAGAGGGGAAGAGAGAGGGAAGGGGAGAGGAGAGGACAGAGAGGGAGAGGGAAGAGAGAGAAGAGAGGGAAGAGGGAGAGACAGAGAGACAGAGAGGGGAAGAGGAAGAGACAGAGAGAGAGAGGGGAAGGGGAAGAGACAGAGAGACAGAGAGACAGAGAGGGGAAGAGGGAGAGACAGAGAGACAGAGAGGGGAGAGGGAGAGCAGAGAGACAGAAGAGGGGAAGAGGGAGAGGAGACAGAGAGGGGAAAGGGAGAGACAGAGAGAGAGAGGGGAGAGGGAGGACAGCAGAAGAGGGGAGAGGGAGAGACAGAGAAGAGAGGGAAGAGGGAAGAGGACAGAGAGACAGAGAGGGGAAAGAGAGAGAGAGACAGAGAGCAGAGAGGGAAGAGGAGGAAGAGAGGGAGGGGACAGAGAGACAGAGAGGGGAAGAGGGAGAGAAGAGGACAGAGGAGACAGAGGAAGGGGAGAGAGAGGACGAGAGGGAAGAGGGAGGAAGAGAGAGAGAGGGGAAGAGGGAGAGACGAGACAGAGGGGAAGAGGGAGAGACAGAGAGAGAAGGGGAAGAGGGAGAGAGAGACAGGAGAAGAGAGGGGAGAGAGAUAGGACGAGAGCAGAGAGGGGAAGGGGGAGAGACAGAGAGACAGAGGGAAGAAGAGAGGCAGAAGGAGGGAGGACGGACAGAGAGGGAAGAGAGACGAGAAAAGGGGAAGAGGGAGAGAAGAGAGACAGAAAGAGGGAGGAGGAAGAGGGGAAGAGGAGGAGAGAGAAUAGAGAGGGGAAGAGGGAGAGACAGAGAGACAGAGAGGGGAAGAGGGAGAGACAGCGAGACAGAGAGGGGAAGGGGGAGAGGGAGAGACAGGAGAGAGGACAGAGAGAUAGAAGAGGGAGAGAAGAGGGAAGAGGAGAGGACAGAGAGACAGAGAGGGGAAGAGGGAGAGAACAGAGGGAGAAGAGAGAGAGAGAGAGGGGAAGAGGGAGAGACAGAGAGACAGAGAGGGGAAGAGGGAGAGACAGAGAUACAGAGAGGGGAAGAGGGAGAGACAGAAUGGGAAGAGGGAGAGACAGAGAGACAGAGAGAGGGGAAGAGGGAGAGACAGAGGGGAAGAGGGAGAAAGAGAGAUAGAGAGGGGAAGAGCGGAGGAGAAGAGAAAGACAGAGAGGGGACGAGGGAGAGGAAGAGGACAGAGAGGGAAGGGGGAGAGGGAGAGGAAGAGAGAUAGAGGGGAGAGGGGAGAAGAGAGACAGAGAGGGAGAGGAGAGACAGCAGACGAGAGGGAAGAGGGAGAGACAGAAUGGGAAGAGGGAGAGACAGAAACGGCCAGAGACGGGGAAGAGGGAGGAGGACAGAGAGGACAGAGAGGGGAAAGAGGGCAGGGGAGAGGACAGAGGAAGGGGGAAAGAGGGUGAGGACAGAGCGGGGACGAAGAGAAGAGGGUGAGACAAGAGCGGGGAUAAGAGGGAGAUACAGAGAGACAGGAGGGGGGAAGGAGGGAGAGGACAGAUAUAAGAGAGGGGGAAGAGGGAGAGACCAGGAAAUGGAAGAGGGAGAGGACAGAGAGACGAGAGAGGGGGGAAGAGGAAGAAGAGGGAAGGAGGAGGGGACAGAGGGAGGGACAGGAGAGACCAGAGAGAGGAAAGAGGGAGAGGACCAGAAGAGACAGAAAGGGGAACGAGGGAGAUGACAGCGAGGACAGAGGGGGAAGAGGGAGGAAGACAAGAGAGACAGAGAGGGGAAGAGGGAGGAGACAGAGAGACAGAGAGGGGGAUAACGAGGGAGGAGGACAGAGAGACAGAGAGGGGAAGAGGGAGAGACAGAGAGACAGAGAGGGGAAGAGGGAGAGACAGAGAGACAGAGAGGGGAAGAGGGAGAGACAGAGAGACAGAGAGGGGAAGAGGGAGAGACAGAGAGACAGAAAGGGGAAGAGGGAGAGACAAAUAGAUAGAGUUGGGUGGGAGGUUUCUACAGGACUGAACAGAAAAACCUGGGCCUCCCACUUUCUUUCUCCCUCGCUCUCUACCCCUCCUCCCUUCCUGUCUUCUACCGUCUCCUCUCCCCCUCUGUGUGUUGUGUAAUGGCGGGGGCUGGGGGCCGGACUGAGGGAGAAGGGCCUUGUUCACAGGAUGUGGCAGGACCUGACUGGUUCCUCACAGCCAGCUGACUGUAGCCUAACAGGGAUGAAUGGAGGGAGAGAGGGAGGAAGGGAAAAGAGGGGUGUAGCGCAGAGCGUGAGUUUAUUACCCUUAUACUGUAGGGAUGUACAUACAAAGUUUUACGAAUCUGUUCAACACUCUCCCUCUCUCCUUCUAACAUAUAGUGUUUGUGUCAGCACUAACAGCAUGCAUUCUUGAGGAUAACUAAAAAGCUGACGUUUAUUUGUUUUGACCAAACAUGAGCAUGUCUGUGUGGGAGCGGUGGCAGGAAGCAGGGGGGUUUCACAGUGGAGGCAGGAUACAUUCUGGGGAGUAAUCACAGUGAAGUGUGGGGUCAGGCCGGGGGGCUGGGCAGAUGGGAAGAGAGGGGGAGCGGGCGUCUCUGUAAGGAGACGGGGAGUGGGGGUCUCUGUAAGGAGAGGAGGAGUGGGGGUCUCUGUAAGGAGACGGGGAGUGGGGGUCUCUGUAAGGAGAGGGGGAGUGGGGGUCUCUGUAAGGAGAGGGGGAGUGGGGGUCUCUGUAAGGAGAGGGGGAGUGGGGGUCUCUGUAAGGAGACAGGGAGUGGGGGUCUCUGUAAGGAGAGGGGGAGAGGGGGUCUCUGUAAGGAGAGGGGUAGUGGGGGUCUCUGUAAGGAGAGGGGGAGAGGGGGUCUCUGUAAGGAGACGGGGAGUGGGGGGUCUCUGUAAGGAGAGGGGGAGUGGGGGUCUCUGUAAGGAGAGGGGGAGUGGGGGUCUCUGUAAGGAGAGGGGGAGUGGGGGUCUCUGUAAGGAGAGGGGGAGUAGGGGGUCUCUGUAAGGAGAGGGGGAGUGGGGGUCUCUGUAAGGAGACGGGGAGUGGGGAUCUCUGUAAGGAGAGGGGGAGAGGGGGUCUCUGUAAGGAGAGGGGGAGAGGGGGGUCUCUGUAAGGAGAGGGGGAGUGGGGGUCUCUGUAAGGAGAGGGGGAGAGGGGGUCUCUGUAAGGAGACGGGGAGUGGGGGUCUCUGUAAGGAGAGGGGGAGAGGGGGUCUCUGUAAGGAGAGGGGGAGUGGGGGUCUCUGUAAGGAGAGGGGGAGCGGUGGUCUCUGUAAGGAGAGGGGGAGCGGGGGUCUCUGUAAGGAGAGGGGGAGCGGGGGUCUCUGUAAGGAGAGGGGGAGUGGGGUCUCUGUAAGGAGAGGGGGAGCAGUGGUCUCUGUAAGGAGAGGGGGAGUGGGGGUCUCUGUAAGGAGAGGGGGAGCGGUGGUCUCUGUAAGGAGAGGGGGAGUGGGGGUCUCUGUAAGGAGAGGGGGAGAGGGGGGUCUCUGUAAGGAGAGGGGGAGUGGGGGUCUCUGUAAGGAGAGGGGGAGCGGAGGUCUCUGUAAGGAGAGGGGGAGCGGGGGUCUCUUGAGGUUGUUAAGUGUGUGUUAGCCAUAAAAGGACAUUUGUGAGAUCACACACACACACCCCAUCACCCCCACUGUUUCCUUCCCCAGAUGUGUCAGCACAAUCCAAUAAGAUGACAGCUUCUUCACAGUGAGAGGUUUGAAGUGUUACUACUUUUGUUUUGCUAGAAUAAAACGUAGUUACAUAAUGCAUUCCAGAAUACAUUUGGGCUGUAUAAUGAUGUAAGUAUUGUUUUCCCAAGGUUGGUUUCAGACAAGGACAUUUAUUCUUAUUUGGAAGCACUUCUUAUUGAGGCCAGGGUUACACCUUUCCUACAAUCAGGUGUCUUAUUGAAUUCCCCAUAUGACAAUGCCCUCAUCUGGUCUAAAGGUGAAAUUACAUAUAGACAAUCCAUGGCUCAGUCUAUAGUAACACUUGGUUAUGUGGCUAAUGUUAACCCUAAUCAUGUAUAGCAGUGACAGAUAGCCUAGGUCCUACCUCUCAACAGACUAGGUCCUAUGUCAAUUGGAUCCUCUAGACACACUCAACUUUUCCAUGACUGGAAAACAAUUGGGAGAACCGAGAAUAGUGAUGGAAGAAUAUAUAUUUGAUAUAGUGCAAUGGCUUUGAUUGAAGGUCAAACAUUGAACCAAACCAAAUGACCGUGGCCAAGGAUCCCCACGGUGGCCUUCCCAGUACUCGGCAUUCCUGUGUGAGCUGUUAGGUACAGUAGCUUCUGCUAGGGCUAAGCAAAAGCCAGGCUUAGCUUUUCCACGUUUGUUUUCCCCCUGAAUGUUCACUCCACUCCGCUCCACUCCGCUCCGCUCCGGUGGUGAAACACCAUAUGGUUCAUCUUAACCUUAUUAGGAAAUAAGGUUAGAGAAUGGAAUGGAUUGUUUGGUUGUUUCUAGAAAGAUUCCGACCAGGAAUACGAUACUACCGUCCCUCUCUUUUCCUCUACUUUCAUGUUAUAUUUAAAGGUACUGACAUGGACUCUAAUCAGGCUUUUGGAUUGAUUGUUAACCAAACAUGUCAGGGCCGGCAUGUAGGAAUAUAGAACGAACUGGACCUCAGACAUUCCAUGCGUGUAUAUUAGCUCAUGUAUGUAUAUGAGACACUGCACAACACAUUUAUGAGCCACUGUCUGUGUUGAAUGUAUCCAUAUAAAUUGGUUUCAGAUGGUUACUGUUGAAACUUUGCUGGUAGCCCCGAAUAAGCUAUUUCUUUCGGGGACUAUGUGCUCUGCCUAAAAUAAAAGGUAACCCUUUACAUUAGGUUGCUUUUAUACCUGUAUAGUAACACUGUAAUUACUAGUAACAACAUUUAUUUUAAUUUGUGUGUGUCACUCAUUCUUAUAUCUCUGCUGUUUAUCCCCUUAUAUAAAACAUUCAGGCAUCUAUAGGUUGAAUGUGGGCCCUAUUCACUGUUGGUCGGUAUUUCACUGGAACCACCAGUUCCAUCUGUUUAAACAGAGCCUCUGUGACAUCUCCCCAUCUCCACGGUAACCCAACACCCAUCCCCACUCCAGCUGUCAAAAAUAAUAAUAAUAAAAAAGUAACAUUCACAGACGUUUACGUCAAGCAGCUGUGUAAACCGCCGAUCUAUCAGAGAGGCAGUCUGCAAGUCAGCACCUAAUACAUAGAGUCUGUCUGUGGGAGGAAGAGAGGAGAAGGCAUGUGGCGGGCCAACUCAUAAACCCACUGACUCAGCCCAACUCUUUUGAUGAAUCGAUAUUUCUCUGGCGCUUGAUGAGGUUCAGGUCAUAUAUCCACAGAUCUAUCGCUCUCUACACUCAAUAAUGAACCAUAUUGUAUUCGUAGAGGCUGACAGUAUUGAAAGGAGGAGGUACGGUUAUCUAGAACUUUCUACGCCCAAACUGGCCAAAGAUAUACAGGUAACUGCCAAAAUGAAGGAAACACCAACAUCAAGUGUCUUAAUAGAGUGUUGGGCCACCACGAGCCACCAGAACCACCAGAACAGCUUCAAUGCGCCUUGGCAUAGAUUCUACAAGUGUCUGGAAAUCUAUUGAAGUGAUGCAACACCAUUCUUCCACAAAAAAUGUCAUCAUUUGGUGUUGAUGGUGGUGGAAAACGCUGUCUCAGGCGCCGUUCCAGAAUCUCCCACACACACUUUAAAUCCACUAUGCUCCUUUGAACUCCUUCUUUCAAAGUCAUUGAGAUCUCUUCUUCUAUCCAUGAUAACCAAAGUAAUGGGCAACUGGGCAUUUUUAUACAUGACCCUAAGCACGAUGGAACGUUUUGAUUACUUAAUUAACUCAGGAACCACAUCUGUUUGGAAGCAGCUGCUUUCAAUAUACUUUGUAUCCCUCAUUUACUCGUGUGUUUCCUUUAUUUUGGCAGUUACUUGUAUGUUCACUCUGGUUUGAAUUGUCACCAGCUAGGCUCGGCUACUGCUCCUUGGGCAGAAGUUUAGGCUUACAGGGAGCUUAGUACAGUCAGUAUAGCGGGCGUACAGACCAGGUCUAGUUUCUUAUUUCAGACAUGAAUUACAUGCUAUGUUAUCGUCUCAGGCUCACUCAGGUACAACGUGGUUGUGAUCUGCGGAAGUUUUUAUAACACUUUUGAACACCUGUAGACAGUCUAGUCUGCUGUCUGGUGACUCACCCCAUCUACCCCAGACAGUGAAUCAGGAAGUGACUACAAUUUACGAUAGACAGAUAGACAAACGCCUCACCUGCUGUUGCUCAAUGUGUUGUUGACUAUAGACAUAUGCCUGGUGCACUGUUUGUUGUGAUGAUGUUAUCAGGUAUGUGACUUCUCUCCGGUUUUAGCACACUCCUCCUCAACCUGUGAUGCAUCAUCAACACCUCACUCAGAUGUGACGUGCAAUUAGUAUCUCUCUGUCUGUCGGUCAACUGAACAAAUUAUGGGCCUUGAACAAAUGGACAGGUGUCCCUAGCAUGCCUGUGGUCUGAUGUCAUACAGCUGAUCGUCAUGGAAAUCAUGUGCGGGUUCUGCUCAUUCUAGGCCUCAGCAAGGUUGUGUAGCAGGGCUGAAUCAUGCCUGUUCCCAGAACACAGCACAACAGAAGAAGGGUUAGUCAGUAGGCCUAUGGUAUAAACCCCACGGUGCCAACACACACACCAUGCCAGGGAAAGCAUGCUAGGAAUGUUCCAGUCAGGUUUAUGAAUGCAGCGCUACAAAAGAAAGGCUUUAGAGAGCCAACACUCUUCUUACGUGAGGUGUACUGUGAUUCCAAUGCUAGAAAUGCCCAAACUAAGCCCAAUCUAAGAAGCUUUCCCAGCAAAGGCCACUGCUUUUUUCCUGGAAUACAUAAUGUAUGAAUAUAGCAGUAUAGUGGACAGGGGUGGAAGUUUAGCAUUUUACGGAAUAUUUCACUCAAUACGUUUCUUCCAAAUGGAACGCAGACCUAUGUUGAGGGUUUCCCUUACAAAGCAGCCAUAAACCAAGUGUACAGGAGUUGUAGACACAGUCCAUCCGUAUGUACUGUAGGGUAGUUAAACAUAGAAUUUCAUUGCAACCACCAGCAAAUAUGGGUCCAUUUCUCAGUCAAUUCACCACCAGUGAAUCCAGUAUCUUAGGUACAGUGCGGAAGGGCGAAGGGAGGGGGCACAGAGAGUCCUCCAGCCUUUGAUUUAUUUUGUGUUGAAGCCUCACUCUGCUUCCACUCAAAUUUGCACCUGUGUGAUGACAGAUGGAGACAGUGUUUUUCCCAAUUAGGACCUAGCUGAGAGCAAACACUCAUGGCUCAACGCUAUAUAACCUUUUGAGCUAGAGUGUAGAGUCAGCUAUUCAGCUCUUCAAUGCUGGCUGACACUGACCUCACUGCUAGGAACUGGAGCUGUGAGGACGUGAAAUAUGCUGAUGUCAGGCAUGGUUAUCAAUCACACCUGUUUUAAUGAGAUAUUGUACUUCUAGUACUGUUACUGUGUGAAUUAUGGCAUUUUUAGUAAAUAACAGUAGUUAUCUGAUUGUUUCAGUAGUAAUAAUUCAAGUAUAAUCAGCCCCUCCCCCCAACCCUGUUAAUGACAGUAUGAUUGUAGUGCCAGUAUGGCUUGAUUUCCAUGACGGUGUGGAGAGGAUAUUACAGUGUUUGUUGGUGUGUGUGUGCCCAGACUAUGUCUGUGCUGAGAGAGCCAACGUUAUGAGAGAGCUAGAUGUAUGAUGUAUAUUCCAGACCCUACGGCCCUGUGUCUCCACAGCCGUCUGUCUGUCUGCUUUCCUGUAAUUCCCCUACUCCCCAAACCCUACUCCCUCACUCUCUUCUAGCCCUACACCCUCUUUCACUCUCUCCUGCUCCUCCUUCCCCUACACCCCAGACCAUACUCCUUCACUCUCCUCUAGCCCACAAGGUAUGGAGUCUCUAUAGUUCUAUAUCCUCUCUGUCUCUAUGUCUCUCUCUGUCUCUGUCUCUCUGUCUCUCUUUCUCUACUUCUUUUUCUUCUUCUUCUUCUUCUUCUUCUUGGACUCCUCUAGGCAUGAAGUUGCUCUCUAUUGGCCCGGAUCUAUGUCCCCUCUUUCUUGCUCUUCUCAGUUUCCUAUUACUCCAUCUCCUUGCUCUUUCUCAAAAUCUCCAUCUCCCUCCAUCCCUCCCUCCUGACUGUGUAUCCAGAGCCAGCAGAGUACAGCACAUUCUGUUUCUCAAGAGUGAGUUGAGAAGGAGUGGAGGCGCAACUUGGUGAUUUUGAGGGCUUGUGAGUGGCUUGGAGUGUCACGGUGUUUGAACAUGUGCUCAUCCCUCUCUUUAACUCACUCACUCUCACCUUGAUAACCUAACCUACUGGAACCAGCCUGAUCGCUACAUUGACCAUUCUAUUUCACCUCUCUCUCUCUCUGUUGUUUCAGGUGCUGCGUAACGGCCCAGGGACCUGCGCCCCCUGUGCGCUGCAGGAGUUCUCCUGGGAUUGAAGAAGGUCCUGAUAGUCUACGUCGAAAGCAUCUGCAGAGUUGACAGCUUGUUCCUCUCUGGGAAGGUCCUCUACCCUCUCAGACUUCUUCUUCAUACAGUGGUCGACCCUGAAAGACAAAUACCCCAAAUCCAUCUACCUAGGAAGGAUA
Coregonus sp. 'balchen' is the source of this 12024-nucleotide messenger RNA. The record is from the annotation of a GenBank genome assembly. Lineage: Eukaryota; Metazoa; Chordata; Actinopteri; Salmoniformes; Salmonidae.